AUGAUGAUGACGUGCCGUCUGCUGUGCGCCCUGUUGGUGGUUGCUCUGUUUUACUUCUCUUCCGCGCGAGCUACAGCAAGCGAGGUUAAACCUGAACAAGAAGUUAAUGUACAUGUUACUGUUUCAGAAGUGCUAAAUGAGCUCGGUGGGGAACAUAAUUCGGAUACGGAUGUUGAUGAAUUACGGUCAGGAAAAACGGCGUCCGGUGCGGGAGAUAAUGCAAAUGGGAUGCUUCCUAGUAACUCAGGACCACUAGUUCCGAUGGUUGAUACGCUAAAGUCAGAAAGUCCGAAGGAUGUUCAGGAGCAGGCACUUGAUGGGGUCACUGAGGCGGCAAAAGAAGGAAAAGAGAAAUCCCUUAAUCCAGAAGUAACAGAUACAUCCGAUGCGCAGCAGUCAACAAGUUUGACUGCUGUAAGGAAGGUAUCAGAGAGCGAGACCACUGCCGCAAAUACGACGACCACUACUACCACGACAAAUGCGCCAACUACAACGACGACCACUGCGCCACAGGCAACAGGUAUUACGACUACAGCGGCGCCAACGACGACGACCACCAGCGCACCGUCACCUCUUCGCGAAAUCGACGGCAGCCUCAGCAGCUCUGCGUGGGUGUGUGCCCCGCUGCUGCUUGCCGUAUCCGCGCUGGCGUACAACACUGUGGGCUGA
Trypanosoma cruzi is the source of this 669-nucleotide messenger RNA. RefSeq names its product mucin TcMUCII, putative. The transcript has a single exon. The record is from RefSeq and is a predicted model, not a curated record. Bases 1 to 669 code for a protein of 222 amino acids. NCBI's taxonomy places the organism in Eukaryota, Euglenozoa, Kinetoplastea, Trypanosomatida, Trypanosomatidae.